AUGGGGUCAGCCUGGUAUCUCCACAAGUUCAGUGCGUUGGUCUGCGUCACAUGGUCAACCAUGUGGUGGGUUACUCUUCUCCUUUCAUUAAUGACUUCCCUGCCCUGCCCAUGGCAAAUUUGUUCGACUGCUGGUCUUACUGCCCGCGCGCCGGAAACGUUGGCUGCAACGACCACGGAACACCUGACUCAGCUUGAUCCAGGUUUGUCUGGCCGCGCAAGCCCAAAACGUUUUGUGAGGAAUGCACCGUGGAGUGCUGCAGUUUCACGCCACGGAUUCCUGCGUGACCAGCCACCCAGUGAUGCUUACCGAGGCCAGAUCAGCGAGUUUUCAGCGAGUGGCAAGGAUCACACAGUUGUACCAGACCAACUAACCAGCCCUGAAGACACUCUCACAUCGUUCUUAGGUGCAAAUUCAACGGCCGCGGCCGAACCGCCUGCUUCAACCACAGGUGGUCCGUACUUAGCGCCACGGCCGCUGGAGACGUGGCUACCGCAACCAACCCCUCCUGCCGGUCCUCUUUCUGAUCUCCCCCUGCCACAUCUCCCAGAGCUGCCAGUUAUCUCCUACGUGAAUACGACAGCCAUGCAGUCUCCUAUUGCUACUAGGAUUGCGAACGCUCUGCCAUUUGUGAACGUCUUGCCUCCACCUCCACUCGCCCCACUGCCAACAUCCGUGGUUAGCAAUGCGCCACCGGCCCCAGCUUCACCCGAACCUGUGGUGGCUCCUGCUGCGUCUUCAUCUGUGCCCCAACAGCAGACACUGGCUUUCCAGCCAAGCAUCGCACUUCCUCUUGCGACAGCCACAACACCUCAGUCUGCGUCGGUGACUCAGCCGAGUCUGAAUCAGCCACUCUCACCUAGUGUCGUUCCCGCUUCAGGAGCGAUGCCUGGGAUAGUGGCGCAAGCCUCAUCCACAGUUCCAAUAUCGCCGGUUAUUCCGCUGAACGUUCCCGUUUCAUCCGAAAGUCAAGUUCAAGGAACGAUUGCAACGCCAAGUGACGGGGGCCCUCAGCAUGUGGCCCCAGAAAGCCAGCCAGAAGAAACCGAGGUCAAAGAAGGACAUGACGUCUCAAUCUCGGAUGCCGGCAUGCCAUCGGAGGGGGAUGAAAAUGCGGGGAGUGGGGUCACUCAGCUGGGUGCAGCGGAAGAGCUACUACAGUCUCCUAACAACGUGUGCUUCGACCGAUGCACGUGCAUACCGGUCGUUAUCGGAGGCGUUAGUGUCCUGGUCAUUAGCGGUGUUUCCGUUUUGGCGGCGACAAUUCUCAUGUCUCAGUUGUUUUCCAAGGGUUUUUUUUCCAAAAACUUCUUCCGCCACGGUGGCUGGGUGAUACUGUUGGCAUCUGGCGUUGGCCUAGUUGCUGGAGGUUUGUUGGGUGGACUCGUUAACCAGUGCUGGACGAGCGCACUGUAUGCUGGAGGUGGCUUUAUGUCAUUUGCUGUCUCCUCUGUACUGGUGGGGACGCGAGGUGCCUGGAUUGGCGGUUUCGGUGGAUCCAUCGCAGGAGCCACAAUUGCUGGACUUGCUAGCGCAACCCCUGUAGCUGUAACUCUCGGCCUUGUAUUCGGAUUACUGGCUGGCAUCGUUAUUGGCUUCGCCCCCAUCUUGACGGGAGUUGAAAUGAAUGUCCGCUACAUACGAUGGCGAACGCGAGCGCACAGGCUGGCGUCUAGCCGUUCGCACACGGACGACCACAGACGAGGUACGUUCGGCUUCUCUCCGGCUGCGGACGGCUCCAGAGGCCCCUCAGAAACUACUGGGGCCCCCGGAUCAGGGACGACCCUUUCCUUAGGGGGUGGCAGUACACGGAGACUCCGCUCUGGGAGUGUAACGAGUGAGGAAGCGAUCGACCCUUUCGGGGACGAUCGAGAAAUUGUGGCAUCAAGGUUGUGA
Neospora caninum is the source of this 1896-nucleotide messenger RNA. RefSeq names its product putative transmembrane domain-containing protein. The record is from RefSeq and is a predicted model, not a curated record. The transcript has 7 exons. NCBI's taxonomy places the organism in Eukaryota, Apicomplexa, Conoidasida, Eucoccidiorida, Sarcocystidae. Bases 1 to 1896 code for a protein of 631 amino acids.